Messenger RNA from Mangifera indica (mango), 858 nucleotides. RefSeq names its product chaperone protein DnaJ-like. NCBI's taxonomy places the organism in Eukaryota, Viridiplantae, Streptophyta, Magnoliopsida, Sapindales, Anacardiaceae. The record is from RefSeq and is a predicted model, not a curated record. The transcript has 5 exons. The coding region runs from base 237 to 662 and encodes 141 amino acids. Gene Ontology annotation, cellular component: nucleus; cytoplasm.
ACGUAUGAAUCUAGAUUUUCCUUUCUCCGCAUACAUAAUUUGGACCGCAACUGUAUUAUUUACUCAUUACGCGGCACUCCGAUUAACACAGACAUUAACCGGAGGGCCAUCGCCACGGACCCCACUGAACGCGACAACAAAAUCGAUCUUACAAAAUUAUCAGCAAACAACAUUCUUAGCACCCAACUUCAACUCCUUUUUGGCUAUCUUCUCUGGACUGAAAAAUCGUAAUCAACAUGAUGUGGGAUGAGUGGCUCGACGACGCCAACAAUUUUAAUGAAGCCCAGUACCACCAAACAGGCCAAGACGACCAAGAUUCUCAUGCUAAUUUUGAUUUUCUUUCUCUUCUAGCAAAACCUAAGGACUAUUAUAAGAUUUUGGAAGUGGAUUAUGAUGCUACGGAAGAGGCUAUUAGGUCCAAUUACAUUCGUCUGGCGCUGAAAUGGCACCCAGAUAAGCAAAAGGGCCAAGAUUGUGCUACUUCUAGAUUUCAAGAGAUAAACGAGGCUUACCAGGUUUUGAGUGAUCCUGUCAAAAGGAGGGAAUAUGACAGCAAAGGGAUGCUUUAUGUCUAUGACUGUAAUGUAGUUGACUAUCUAAACCGCUACAAGGGCCUUAUAUUAACAUGCAAUGGCCUUGGGAUGAGGCAUUCAAUUUUGUAAAGCCAAAUACAGUGAGUAAGAUGUCCCAAGGAUUUCAUUCUGCAAAUUCACAAAUUUGCUGUUGCUACGAGUAGCACUGAGGGAAUGAACCGCAGCACAGUUUGUAUGUAUGGGAGGUUGACAUUAUCAGACACUUUUGUAUAAAAUAGAAAAUAUUCUCAUCAUAACAUCAUUGUAUAACAUCGUAGGUUGGCCA